Molecule: messenger RNA, 369 nt
Organism: Rodentolepis nana
Lineage: Eukaryota; Metazoa; Platyhelminthes; Cestoda; Cyclophyllidea; Hymenolepididae
Source: the annotation of a GenBank genome assembly
AUGCUAAUUUACGCAAUUCAAAUGAGUUGGUUUGCUAGUGAGUCGGAGUCCUCAGAAGGCACUCAGAAGGCACCAUCUGAUGGAAACAAACCAGGUAGUCAACUGCUCAAUAGCAGAGGCGGUAGUUUCGGUGUUGCCGGCCCUCCUGGGGCCUUCCCGCUCAUGGUCGCCGCUGAAACACUGGCCGCGAGCUUUGGAGUACAUAUGAAUCGAAGUCAAACCACAGGUGGUGUGGGAAGCGAAACCGUCUACACAAAAUCUCCCAUCUCCUUGAAGAAAUCACCCCCUAUGACCUCACAAUCCGGAUCAAGUUCUGCACCCUUAAAAUCCUCACCACAUGGUAAAUGUUAUUUUAAACUUGUUCUUUAA